UUAUGACACGAAACCUAACCUGACCUAACCUCAAACUUUACGUCAUUCACAAAGAGCUUUGGAUCUGUCGAAGAGAUUUAUACUCGUCGUUAAGAUACGAGGAAGAAUCGUAAAGUUUGAACAGUGUCUCGCAACGUCAAGUUUGCGCCAGUCCGUGACUUCCAUAAAUUUCGGUGAAAAUUGAGCGAAAAAGAUCGAGAGAGACAUCCUAAACGAGAGGAGAGAAAAAAAGAGCGGGCUUUUACAUCCCAUUCGUUAUGAUGUCGCGUUCGCUGUACUUUUGAACGAAUAGGAAAUCCCAAGCGGUGUCGCGGACGAUGUUUUGUUGUCUGAGAAACUGCUUCGACGGCCUCGGCUUCGCCGCGACUCAGCCCCCGAAGCGGGAGCGAAAUCCCAUCGCUCUAGACACGACUCAUAUGGGAAAUGAAGUAGUAAUAGUGAAAAAUGGUCUAAGGAUAUGCGGAAGUGGUGGUGCCUUAACAAAUGCUCCUCUUGUCCAGAGCAAAAGUUAUUUUGAAGUAAAAAUACAGCAAGGUGGUAUAUGGGGUAUUGGACUGGCCAGGAGGGACACGGAUCUCAAUGUUGCCAUUGGAGGAAAAGACUUGGAAAGUUGGGCGCUUAAUUCAGAUGGUAUUAUAAGACAUAACGAGCAAGAACUCCACAAGAUUCAAAAUCCUGUACAGGAAGGGGAUGUCAUUGGAGUAUCGUAUGACCAUAUAGAGUUGAAUUUCUAUUUAAAUGGGGAAACCAUGAAUGCUCCAGUUAUAAAUAUAAAAGGACGAGUUUAUCCAAUAUUAUAUGUGGAUGAUGGAGCCAUAUUAGAUUUAAUUCUGGAAAAUUUUACCUAUUCUCCACCAAUGGGCUUUGAGAAAAUAAUGUUGGAACAAUCGUUGCUUUAGCAGAAUGACAGAAAAUGAAAUGUGAAGAAAAUGAAAUAAUUAUUGUAUUGUCAAAAUUUAUAUUAUUCGUCCAUUUCACAAUUUUAAUCAUUGGAACUAAGAAUAAUUAAGCAUAACAAAUUUCAAAUAGAGGAAGACGCUACAAUGGCAUAGUGUUAAGAAACAAUGUCACAAAGUAUAAAUGUCAUAAUAAUUGCAUAAUGCGUGGAUGUAUUUAAACGAAAUGCGUGGAAUAAGUAAUUUGCCUAAUAUUAUAUGAGAAUAUAUUUUUUGAGUCAUACAGAAGGAAGAGACUUAUAAUAAAGAUAGAUUUUACAUAACUGAAAGAAUUCUUCGGAUUUAUUAAAAUUAAAAGGUUUACAACAUUAAUCAAAUGGAUUAGAUUCAGUUCUAUUUCGAUCUGCGCGACGUCUAUCUUACAAUACAAUAUCUGUAUACCUUUAUUUGUAUAAUUGUAUAAUAAUAGAUGUAAUUACACAUAAAUAUGUGCUUUGUAUACAUGAUUUAUUGAUCCUUAGAUAACUAAUGGUAUGAUAUAUACAAUGACUUAAAUAAGGUACCGACGGCUUUAGGCCUAUUGUUCGCUUCGUUAGGCUAGUGUCAUGGCGUUUCAUUAACUAUC
Molecule: messenger RNA, 1521 nt
Organism: Camponotus floridanus (Florida carpenter ant)
Lineage: Eukaryota; Metazoa; Arthropoda; Insecta; Hymenoptera; Formicidae
Product: SPRY domain-containing protein 7
Exons: 5
Coding region: 318-899 (193 amino acids)
Molecular function (GO): protein binding
Source: RefSeq, a predicted model, not a curated record